AAAAAAAAAAAUUGAAAGGAAAAAAAUGAAAUUCCCUUUAAAUUAAAAAAAAUGGCUGAAGAGAAGCAGCGGGAGGGAGUGAAAAGUGAAGAAAGCAAACAAUGAGCGAAGAGGGAUUCGAAGAAUGGGAUGCAGAAUUCCUGGAUCAACUCAUCCAAGUUGAAGAGCUUGCUCUUUCUUCUUCUUCCUCAACCGUCAUCCCCAAUCCCAACCCCAACCCCAACCCCAACCCUAACCCUUUCCCUAAUUCACAUGCUCACCACUCUUCUCAUUCCCUUUUUCCUCCUCCCCUGCUUCGCAAUCCCCCCAGCUACUCUCCCCCUCGUCAGCUUUCUCAGAGGGCAUCUCCCUUUGAUUCUUUCCCUCGCUUCUCCAAUGGCACCGCCGCCAAAUGUACUACUACUACUGCUACAUCUCUCUCUUCGGCUCCGACUCUCCGGCGGUCGGAGGUCGACAAAGAACUCGAAAUCGAACGCUUAAAGAGGGAGCUCGGACUUGUGUCGAAGCAGCUUUCGAACUUGGAACAAGAGUUCUCAGUGCUAAGAAAGAAGAGAGAUGGUCAUCCCAAUAAUGUAUCUUCCAAAAACAAAGAAAAAGAAGCAUUUCUUUUCAAUUCUAUAGGCCCAGAUACGGAUGUCAGGGACAGAGAACAUGAAGCUCUUGGUGCGGACCAUCCUGUGGUAUCUCAAAGAUUUCAAAAUGGUAAUAUUGUAGUAAUACCAAGCAGUAAAGCUGCAGGGGUUCAGACAGAUGAUAGUGGCGUUUUUUCUCAAGUAUUCUCAAAUGAAUUAUUAACAUCUCUGGAUCUGUCCAAGAAGUUGUUAGCAAUAUGGGAUUUUCCCAAUGACCAAAUAUUGGGAAGGAAUCUAAUUUCUGAUUUACUUGUGACUUGCCAAGCGGAUCUUCAUGUUCUUUUCGGGUGCAUGGGCAUGAAGUUUUCUGUUGAAUCAAAAAUGGAUUCUCCAGUAUGUAGUAGUUCUAAUGCAGAUCUGCAGUACCCUGUGCACUCACAGCAUACUUCGGAAGCUGCAAAAGUAUCACAUCUUUAUUAUGUGUUGACUAAGAUCAAUAAUGGAAUGGCAGAUCUGGAGGCUUUGUUGGAACCGUUGCUUAAUCUUUGUAUCGUUGAAAGUGUUACCAUUGUUCAUAGAUCGCUUCGUAUACUUCAUAUGUUUCUCAAGCACCUUUUGAGCUUUGAAAGGAAAUUUGGAGAUAGGGAUAAUGUCACGGUAGAUGGACUUUGUUCUGGGAACAACACUUUAAAUCAUCCUGGAUCUGGAACUGCAGAAAAGACAGAUAUAAUUCCUAUUAUUGAGGAUGAGAACUCUUAUUUGUAUGCGGGUUAUGUUCCACUUGGCACUAAACUCUCUGAUAACAAAACUAUAUAUGAGAAGGGAACGUUGAGUUCUGGCCCUGGGAGUUAUGUUUCUCGUGUAGACUGGGUUUCUCUCUUUAAUAUAAUGCUUCAAACUGCCAUGAGAAUUACAGAAGAAUCUGCAAGGCUGGAAGCCGUGUCCAUUAUGAACAUUAUUUUAAUAAGAUGUAAUGCUUACACUGAGAGGGAAAAGUUUGGUAAUACUCAGGUGUUUGAAAGUAUCUUACAACUGCUCAGAAAGGAAACUGGCCUGCAUGUGCAAAAACAUUCUAUUCAACUGCUGUUUCUUCUACUAAAUUGUCCAAAACUAUUGGCCAUGUUCUGCUCUGGUUGUACAGAGGGAAAGUAUACUGGUUCCAUGAAUGAAGACAGGCCAGAUUUUCUCAAAUUUACUUAUACCCUUCAGGGCUUGGCAGAUUGUAUAGCAUGCUCUGGAAAUAGUCUAGAGGAGUUGAGGCUUCGGAGGAAUGCUAUUGUUUUGCUGGCUUUCUUGGCCUCAUCUGGAAAAUCUGGAUUUGAUAUUCUUGUCAGUCAUAAACUAUCUAAAGAUGCAAACUUUCUUAUGUUAAUUCUUCAAGUAAUGGUGUCAGAGAUUGACACAGAAGCAACCAUUAUUCCCAAGUCCACAGAAAUAUUCAAAGAGAGGACAUUACUUAUGCGGGAGGCACUUAUACUUCUUAAUAGACUUGUGUCGAAUCCUGUUUAUUCUGUCCAUGCCUUGCAGUUUUUGACGAAAAACAGAGAUAUGGCUUGCUUGUCAAUUGAUAUUGCAAACAGGUUGUCACGAAAAGAUCUAAGUGGUCAGUUUGAAUACAUGGUGAGGAUGACGAGAGAAUCUGAAAUUGUUGACUUAGCUCGAGUUUUUAAGAAAAGAGUUUUCACAUAUAUGGGAGAUCACAUAGUAUAGAAAAUCACGUGCUUUGAUUAAUUGAAACUUUUGUAAAAUUGUCUAGUUUUACUCAUGCUAAGUUAGUCACUAGAAUCCAAAUAUUAGAGCUGGGGUUCAGCCAUAGUUAAUUUUUUUUGAUGAUGCUGCCCUUGAGUUGUAAAAUUUUAAUGGUCCUAAUGCAGUAUCAGUCAAAUGCAAUGCUGCAAUUUUUUGUUUUUAAAAGGAGACGUGAUAUGUAUAUUAAAGAGCUCCAAUUGAUCAUAA
Messenger RNA from Humulus lupulus (European hop), 2528 nucleotides. RefSeq names its product protein SENSITIVE TO UV 2. The transcript has 12 exons. Bases 102 to 2282 code for a protein of 726 amino acids. Gene Ontology annotation, biological process: DNA damage response. Lineage: Eukaryota; Viridiplantae; Streptophyta; Magnoliopsida; Rosales; Cannabaceae. The record is from RefSeq and is a predicted model, not a curated record.